AUGGUAGACAAUAGUUCGACUUUGAUUGUAGAUAAGCAGCUACUAGAAUCUUGUUUACAGUGUCCAAUUUGCUUUGAAUAUUUCACAAUCCCUAUAUAUCAAUGCGACAGCGGACACUCAAUUUGUGAUCGCUGUUCUCAAAGAACCCAAAAAUGUCCUUCAUGUCGAGAGCCAAUAGGCCGAAAACUUCGAAAUUAUCACCUGGAGCAGCAGCUUUACCAAUGUGAAUAUACCUGCCAAUUCAGUGGCUGCAAUGAAAGAGUAAAGCUUUCAGGAAGGCUUGAGCAUGAAGAAGAAUGCCGACACAACCCUAAUUUUCAAUGUUUAUUGACUAACUGCAAAUGAAAAGGACAGCUCGACUCGUUAUUGACUCAUUUAAAUAGCAAGCACAAAAUCCCUCAUUAUGAUAUCACAGGAAAUACAGCUGAAUAUUCAUCAAGAUUAAGAUCCAGCUCACUCCCUCCAACUGCUGGAUGCGUGAAGCUUUUGCAUACAUUUUAUUUAGCUGAGGACCAAACCUGUACAAUUUUGACUUAUAUAUUUAUGGACUCUAUGAAAAAUUUAUUUUAUCCUCAGUUUAGAACAUUAGGAAAAAGUCCUGCAAAAUUCAAUUUGAAAAUUUGGAAUACUGAUUCUGAUGAAAAUGAUGAAAUUGUCAUUGCAGGGAUGGCGAAAACUGCGAAAAGCAGCUUAGAUGAAGAAAGAGAGAAAAAACAAUGUGUAGCAUUAGAUCUGGAAAGUCUGAUUAACCGAUUCGCCUUUCAAGAUAAAGUUGAAAGAGGGCAUAAAUUACUGCACUAUAGACUUACAAUAGAACUUACUUACUUAUUUACUUACUCCCCCCCUCCGUGAGUGAAAAAAAAACAUUAGAAAAAUCGCUAUUUUUUGUCAAAACCUCACCCUCCGUGAGUGAACAAAAAUUUUUUUUAUAGAAAAAUUUUUUAUGGAAAAAAUUUUGAUAUAUUAAUGAUAAUUAGUAUAAUUAAAUCUAGAGCUAAUUCUGUUUAAUUAAACGAAUUGCUUUUUUUAAAACAUAAAUUUUAUAAAUUAAAUUAAUAUUUGCUUUCCAAUUUUUGCGAAUUAGGAUUUUUUUAAAUUUAAAAACAAACAUUUUGUAUAAAAUUUAUAUAUAAAUUUUUUUAAAAAAAAAAAAAAAUUAACUCCCCUCCGUGAGUGAACAAAAUUUUUUUUGUUCACUCACGGAGGGGGGAUGUAGGUGUUUAAAGUGUCUUCCCUCUUCCGCAGGAUGAUUUAGGCAUGCAUAAGCCCAUCCUUUUAACUCCCAACUAGUGACGUCAGCAGCGAUCCUCCCUAUAUGUAGGCAUUCCAGAAGAUUUCACUCGUCAGGCCAGAAGGUCCGCACUGGCCGCGUUGCCUCGCCCGAACUUGACUCAUGCGUGUAUUCGCCUAAGGAUCACCCUCCCCGGGUGUGUCAAGCACAAAAACCACAUGUCUCCUAAUACCCUGGACCGAAGAAAAUACCCUAUGCGGUAUUCCAUAUUGGUGUUGCAGAUAAAGAUCCACGUGGAAAACUAAGCCCCAUAUAAUAAAAGCGAAGGAAGGAAUAGUUCUCGGAGAGAACUAAUUCCGCACUGAUCCAUAUUAUUAUGACUUACAAUAGAACAAAAAGAAGUUUAA
Molecule: messenger RNA, 1638 nt
Organism: Blepharisma stoltei
Lineage: Eukaryota; Ciliophora; Heterotrichea; Heterotrichida; Blepharismidae
Source: the annotation of a GenBank genome assembly